AGCAAAUACUUUCAAGUCGCGCAGGCUCUAUUCGAAAAUGGUAGAAGCUCUAGUACCUCUCCCCGAAAUCGAGAAGUUGAGUGACCGGGUGAUUAGGGUUCUCGGUGGCAACCCGAACAAGUUUACCUUGCAAGGCACGAAUACGUAUGUCGUUGGUCGCGGCGCAUCUCGACUCCUCAUCGACACGGGCGAGGGCAGGCCCGAAUGGAUAGCGUCCAUCAAGUCGCUGCUUGCAAAGGAGAAGAUUGCAAUCGACAAGGUGCUAUUGACGCACUGGCAUCAUGACCAUACCCAGGGAGUCCCUGAUCUCCUCGAGCAUGCGCCCAGCGCCAAAGUUUAUAAAAAGGACCCGCACGACGACUGGCUGCCGAUAAGCGAUGGCCAGCGGUUUGAGACCGAGGGCGCAACGCUGCGUGCCUUCUUCUGUCCCGGACAUACCACCGACCACAUGGCUUUUGUGUUGGAGGAAGAAGACGCAAUGUUCACCGCCGACAACGUCCUCGGACAAGGCACGGCGGUAUUCGAGGAUCUCGCCGCAUACAUGAAGAGUCUCGACGCCAUGUUGAGGCAGUUUGGUGGUCGCGCAUACCCCGGUCACGGCCCGGUCAUUGAAGACGGUCCAGCCAAGAUCUCAGAGUACAUUGCCCACCGCAAGCAGCGCGAGAAGCAGGUCUUGGAUGUGCUGGCGGCCGACGAGAGCGGGUCUGGCAUGAGCUCCAUGGACAUUGUCAAGGUGAUUUACAAGGACUAUCCAGAGAGCCUCUGGCAGCCCGCCGAAAGGGGUGUCUUGCAAAUCUUGGGCAAGUUGAAGCAGGAGGGCAAGGUUACCGGUGAGACGAAGUGGUCGCUGAGUGGCAAGGCUAGUCUCUAA
This is a messenger RNA of Exserohilum turcica Et28A, 871 nucleotides long. RefSeq lists its product as uncharacterized. The record is from RefSeq and is a predicted model, not a curated record. Gene Ontology annotation, biological process: secondary metabolite biosynthetic process. Bases 38 to 871 code for a protein of 277 amino acids. NCBI's taxonomy places the organism in Eukaryota, Fungi, Ascomycota, Dothideomycetes, Pleosporales, Pleosporaceae. The transcript is spliced from 3 exons.